Eurypyga helias (sunbittern) is the source of this 1530-nucleotide messenger RNA. It is a transcript of the gene EDEM2, whose product is annotated as ER degradation enhancer, mannosidase alpha-like 2. Lineage: Eukaryota; Metazoa; Chordata; Aves; Eurypygiformes; Eurypygidae. Gene Ontology annotation, molecular function: calcium ion binding; mannosyl-oligosaccharide 1,2-alpha-mannosidase activity. The transcript is spliced from 8 exons. The annotation marks the transcript as partial. Gene Ontology annotation, biological process: carbohydrate metabolic process; endoplasmic reticulum mannose trimming; mannose trimming involved in glycoprotein ERAD pathway. Gene Ontology annotation, cellular component: membrane; endoplasmic reticulum. The record is from RefSeq and is a predicted model, not a curated record.
CCGUGCUCUCUGUUGUCCUGCUCCCCCUGCAGAUCUUGGGAAAUGUUUCUGAGUUUCAGCGAGUUGUCAACGUGCUGCAGGAAGGGGUGGAUUUUGAUAUUGAUGUCAAUGCAUCUGUCUUCGAAACUAACAUUCGAGUGGUGGGUGGUCUCCUCUCUGCUCACUUGCUAUCAAAGAAGGCUGGUGUUGAAGUGGAAGUGGGCUGGCCGUGCUCUGGACCUCUCCUGAGGAUGGCAGAGGAAGCAGCUCGCAAACUCCUGCCAGCUUUUCAGACCCCAACUGGGAUGCCAUAUGGAACAGUGAACUUGCUGCACGGAGUAAACCCUGGGGAGACCCCAGUUACCUGUACUGCUGGAAUUGGUACAUUUAUAGUGGAAUUUGCCACUUUAAGCCACCUAACUGGUGACCCAGUGUUUGAGGAUGUUGCCAGGAAGGCUUUGAAGGCACUGUGGAAAAAUCGCUCGGAUAUUGGGCUGGUUGGUAACCACAUCGAUGUGAUAACUGCGAAGUGGGUGGCCCAGGAUGCUGGCAUUGGGGCAGGAGUGGACUCCUACUUUGAAUACCUGGUUAAAGGAGCCAUUCUCCUGCAGGACAAAGAGCUGAUGUCGAUGUUUCUAGAAUAUAACAAAGCUAUCAAAAAUUACACAAAGUUUGAUGACUGGUACCUCUGGGUUCAGAUGUAUAAAGGAACAGUGUCCAUGCCUGUUUUUCAGUCCCUCGAGGCCUACUGGCCAGGCCUACAGAGCCUAAUUGGGGACGUAGACAAUGCCAUGCGAACCUUCCUCAACUAUUACACUGUUUGGAAGCAGUUUGGUGGGCUGCCAGAGUUCUACAACAUUCCACAGGGCUAUACAGUGGACAAGAGAGAAGGAUAUCCCCUCAGGCCUGAGCUGAUUGAGAGUGCAAUGUAUCUGUACCGUGCUACCAGAGAUCCCACACUCCUAGAACUGGGAAGAGACGCAGUAGAGUCAAUAGAGAAAAUCAGCAAGGUGGACUGUGGGUUUGCAACUAUCAAAGACUUGAGAGAUCACAAACUGGAUAAUCGCAUGGAAUCCUUCUUUUUGGCUGAAACAGUAAAAUACCUGUACCUGCUGUUUGACCCAGACAACUUCAUUCACAAUGAUGGAUCAGCCUUUGAUGUGAUGAUUACGCCAUACGGGGAAUGUGUCUUGAAUGCUGGAGGAUACGUCUUCAACACUGAAGCUCAUCCCAUAGACCCUGCUGCGUUGCACUGCUGUAGGAAGCGUAAGGAAGAGCAGUGGGAGGUGGAAGAUUUGAUGCAGGAAUUUUAUUCUCUGAAGAAAACCAAGAAGUUCCCUUUAAAAAGAGCUUCUGACCGUGAUGAAGGGGAAGGUGUGAAAGACCCUGCAGAUGCCUCUUCAGAGAAAGGUGGAGAGAAGAGAAAUUCUAAGAACUCACACUCCCUUCUGAGUUGCCCCAGUCAAUCCUUUAACUCUAAACUUGCAGUACUGGGACAGGUCUUCCUAGAUAACACCUGAUUCUGUUUUCAUUAUCGGUUUAAAUUAUUGA